Manduca sexta (tobacco hornworm) is the source of this 1595-nucleotide messenger RNA. It is a transcript of the gene Ran, whose product is annotated as GTP-binding nuclear protein Ran. Lineage: Eukaryota; Metazoa; Arthropoda; Insecta; Lepidoptera; Sphingidae. Gene Ontology annotation, biological process: ribosomal subunit export from nucleus; protein import into nucleus. Gene Ontology annotation, cellular component: cytoplasm; nucleus. The record is from RefSeq and is a predicted model, not a curated record. The transcript has 3 exons. The coding region runs from base 275 to 916 and encodes 213 amino acids. Gene Ontology annotation, molecular function: GTPase activity; GTP binding.
UAGCACAUUAAGUAAAAAAAAAAUACUAAAAUAAUCUAAAAACUUCAAUAUGGUUUAUAAUUAAGUUUAUUAAUAUUUUUUUGUCAUAUAGUAAAAUUAUGUUCUAAUGAAACUGAAGAGUCUAUUGACUUGUUAGGCAUUGCGCUUGUCAUUGUCAAGGAAAUCUUCCGUUUGGUGAAGUGACGCCAUUGUGAGCCGUAACGACUUGUGCUCACGACGAGUUUAAUCUCAGUUUUCUUAUACAAUCCCGAUUUAAAUCAUAUAAUCCGCAAUCAUGGCAGAUGAUAUGCCUACAUUCAAAUGCGUGCUCGUCGGCGAUGGUGGUACUGGCAAAACUACGUUCGUAAAACGACAUUUGACUGGAGAGUUCGAGAAAAAAUACGUUGCCACUCUGGGUGUCGAAGUGCAUCCGUUGGUAUUCCACACAAACCGUGGGCCUAUUCGGUUUAACGUUUGGGACACUGCUGGUCAGGAAAAAUUUGGUGGUUUGAGAGACGGUUACUAUAUUCAAGGACAAUGCGCUAUUAUAAUGUUCGAUGUAACCUCACGAGUCACCUACAAAAAUGUACCGAAUUGGCAUAGAGAUUUAGUCCGAGUUUGUGAAGGCAUUCCAAUCGUCCUGUGUGGAAACAAAGUAGACAUUAAAGAUAGAAAAGUAAAGGCCAAAACUAUUGUAUUCCACAGGAAAAAGAACUUGCAGUAUUACGAUAUCUCUGCCAAGUCAAACUACAACUUCGAAAAACCAUUCCUGUGGUUAGCUAGGAAAUUAAUUGGUGAUGGCAACCUUGAGUUUGUUGCCAUGCCUGCCCUCCUGCCUCCAGAGGUCACUAUGGAUCCCACAUGGCAAAACCAAAUCGAGAAGGAUCUCCAGGAUGCUCAGAAUACUGCUCUGCCAGAGGAAGACGAAGACUUGUAAAUAUAGGUGUUUAAAUUCUCAGUGCCCUUGUGAUUGGAGGAUCAUGCAAAUGUGUGUUCAAGUACAUUGAACAUAACUCAUUGAAUUAAUUGUUUCAUUCCAUUAGGUAUCAGGUUAACAAAAACCAGAUUUAUGUGAAAUUAAAUUAUUAACCUUACAACCUUCAUUCACUCAAUUUAUUUAUAUGUAUAAGCAUUUUAGAUGUAUUUAUGGUUUUAAUUCAGCCUAUCUCGCUAAGUAGUAUAAUAAUCUAAAAUUGCCUUAUAGUUUAAUCUUAAUGCAUUUUUGUAGAGGAAUAUGCAAAUGGCAGUGUAAAAACCAAAAUUGAUUGUAGAAUUAUUUUAAGAUUGCAAACAUGAUACUUUUUGAUGACAAUGUUAGCUUGUAACAAAUUAUUAUGUAUUUGUAAGAACUUGCAAUGAUCGCCCAACACAUGUUAUGCUACAUGCUGUCCUUGCAAUGUUUUCUUUUGUUAUACCAGUGUAUACUCUGUAAAAAUAGAUACUUCAUUUGUAUUUACUGUGUGAUGUAAUCUGUAGCAUGUACACAAGUAUUUUGUUCAGUUCAGUAACUAGUUAUUGUAAUUUGUCAUAUUGGUCUUUUUUGUUACAUGCGAUGACUGACAAUAUUUCACUAAAAAAUUGUGGUGAUACUUUUUAAUAAAGAUGUGAAAACAUGA